AUGGGUUUCGAUAAACACACGACGGUUCAUGUUCGGAAUUUAGAUCCUUCACUCACAGAAAAGAUAGAUACACAGAAAAGUAGAGGAUAUGCUUUUGUUGAAUUUCCAAUGGCUUUAUUGGCAGAUGAAUGUAUUAGAAAAUGCAACGGAGCAACUCUCAAGGAUAAACCAAUUUCAGUCUCACCUUAUUCGGAAAAGAAAGAAUUGAUUAAACCUGAAAAAAAAAAGAAAGAAGAGCAUGCUCCACAAAUUGAUAGAGAUGAUCCAUUCUAUGUAAGCUCGAGUGACGAUGAAGAUGACGAAGAAGAUAAACCUAAUAAGGACGGAAUUUUCCCAAACAGAGUUUUAGUUGUCUCAAAAUUAUCAAAGAAACAAUCAUGGGAGGCCACUAUGGAAAGUUUGCAAACGAAAUUUAACAAAAUUGGAAAAGUUUCAAACAUUCGAAUGCCAAAACAAGGAAGCUAUCACAAAGGAUAUGCAUUUAUCGAAUUUAGAAAAUCCAAACAUGCAAAAAGAGCUCUGGAAUGGGCCAAAAAGAACACCAAAUUGUCAGUAGCAUGGAAACUCGACCGAGAUCAAUAUGUGAAGAAGAAACAAGAUGCAUACAUUAAGAAAAAAGAAGAUGAGUUUGAUGCUGAACAAGAACGAUUCCAAAAACAUUUGAAAAAGUAUUCAGAAGGAGAUCAAGAUGAAGAAGAUAUUGAAGAACCUGAAGAGUAUUUUGGUGAGGAAGAUGCACACGUAGAAAACAAAAAGGAAAAGGAUUUGGAUGAGUUAUUACAAGAAGAAGAAGAAGAUCACAAUGAUGACGACAUUGAGAAGGACACUCACGCAACAGAUGAGGAAGAAGACUCUGAAUCAGCACAACAAGAUCCAAUGGAAUUAAGCCAUAACGAUGAUGAUGACAAUGAUGACACAGACGACCACAAUAAUGAAGACGACGACGACGAAUCAUUCUCAACAACCAAAGAAGAUCAAAAGAAAGACAUGCAAACAGCUGCCGACUUGAAAAAAACAAUUUUUGUUCAAAAUUUACCUUUUCAAGCUGGAGUGGAUGAAAUUAAGGAAUUAUUUGAAAAUCAUUAUGGAUCUGUGGCAUAUGUUGCCAUCGUAGCUAAAAGUGAUGGACUCUCAAGUGGAAAAGCCUUUAUCAAAUUCAAACGUUUCUCUGAUGCUAAACGUUGUAUCCGAGAGGCAGAGAAAAACAUGUCUUCGGUGGUGCAUCAUGAUAAUGAUGAUGAUCAGAAGGCUGCUCCUAAUCACCAUAACAAUGAGAAGAACAAUACUACAAAGGUUGUGGGUCAACUCUUACUCGAAGGAAGAACACUACUCGUUGCGAGAGCACUUCCCAAACAAGAUGCUGAAGAAAUUAAAAAAAAACACGAAAAGAAGGAAGAUCCUAGGAACUUGAGACUUGCCAAAAUUGGAUUUAUUGCAGCGAAUAGUGCAGAAGCAAAGGAAAUGCCUCAAGAGCAUUUGAAAAAGAUUCAAAAGAAUUGGGCAGAAAAGAAUGAAAAGUUAAAGAAUCCAAUUUAUCAUGUCUCUGAAACAAGACUUGCCAUUCAGAACAUGCCAAAGUCUUGGACCGAGAAGGAUCUCAAGAAAAUCAUUUUGGAAAGGGUGAAUUAUGAUGAAGUGUUGGGACCAAAUAAGAAACCAAAGUUAAUUCAAGUUAAGAUUGCAAAAGAAAAUGAUGGAAAGCAGAGCAAGGGAUUUGGAUUUGUCGAAUUUGAAAAGCAUGAGGCUGCUCUCUGUGCUCUCCAUAGAUUGAAUAAUAAUCCAAAGAUUCUCAACCCAAGAAUCAAAGAUACCAAGAUGGCAACUGCUAGCCGUUUGAUUGUGGAAUUUGCAAUUGAAAAUACUAUGAAACUGUCGAUUCUACGAAGGCAUCAACAAAAGAGUAAGGUUCCAAAGAGCAGUGGUGACCAACCAAUGACCAAAUUCACUUCAACUGAGGAGAAGAAGAAGAGAGACUACACGAAUGAUGGUGAUAACAAGAAGAAACGAAAGCGAAACUUUGACAGCAGAGGUCACUCUAAGAAAACCAAACAGAAAUAA
Naegleria fowleri is the source of this 2058-nucleotide messenger RNA. RefSeq lists its product as uncharacterized. Lineage: Eukaryota; Heterolobosea; Eutetramitea; Acrasida; Naegleriidae. The transcript is spliced from 4 exons. The coding region runs from base 1 to 2058 and encodes 685 amino acids. The record is from RefSeq and is a predicted model, not a curated record. Gene Ontology annotation, molecular function: RNA binding.